Arctia plantaginis is the source of this 1077-nucleotide messenger RNA. The record is from the annotation of a GenBank genome assembly. NCBI's taxonomy places the organism in Eukaryota, Metazoa, Arthropoda, Insecta, Lepidoptera, Erebidae.
AUGGAGGCUUUAGAUACUCCUCAAAUAAUUACACAUAUUGAACAUAACAUAAAUCAUUCCAUAUUUGAUUGCAAGUGGAUACCAUGUUCCGCCAAGUUUGUUGUAAUCGGUACUUAUCCAAAGGGAACUGGUACUAUUAAGAUUUUUGAAAUCACGUCUGGAGAAAUUCAGCGGGUUAAGGAAAUUGAAAGACCCAAUUCAUUUAAAUGCGGGACAUUUGGAGCCAGUAGCGACGUUGAGAGAAGAUUAGCGACCGGUGAUUUCAAAGGGACAUUGGAAAUAUGGGAUUUGGAGAAGAGCUGCCAAGUUUAUAUUACGAAAGAGCAUACAGACAUAAUAAAUUCAAUAGAUGGGAUGGGAGGAAAUUCAGUCAACUGUGGUGCACCUGAAAUUGUUACUGGAAGUAAGGAUGGCACAGUUAAAAUAUGGGAUCCACGCCAAAGAGGAAAGCCAGUGGCCAACAUGCAGCCUGUGAAAGGAGAGACUAGACGUGAUUGCUGGACUGUAGCGUUCGGCAACUCGUUCAAUGAUGCCGAGAGAAUUGUCACCGCUGGUUACGACAACGGAGACUUAAAAAUGUUCGACUUGCGUACCAUGUCGCUUAGAUGGGAGUGCAAUUUGAAAAAUGGGGUAUGCAGCGUCGAGUUUGACCGCAAAGACAUUCCAAUGAACAAGUUAGUAGCAACAACUUUGGAGGGGAAGUUCCACGUGUUCGACGUCAGAACACAAAAUCCAAGCAAAGGAUUUGCACAGGUGCUUGAUAAUACAACCAAAAGUGGCACAAUAUGGGUAGCGCGCCAUCUACCGCAAAAUCGGGAUUUGUUUAUAACAUGCGCUGGCACUGGUCAAGUUUCUCUUUGGAAGUACGAGUACCCCGAACACCGAUAUCACGUAGACCACCAGGGCGUGGCUUGCGGCGUUCCAGGUAAGCUCAAACGACUCCAGCGUAUGGUUCUUAGUACUCAACCUAUAAAUGCUCUCGAAUGGAACAAGGACCAUCUAGGACUGGCUGUGGCCACCGCAUACGAUCAAUACGUAAGGAUCCUAAUUGCUACUAAACUUAAUGUGCAAUGUUAG